AUGGCGACGAACGCGCCUCCGAAGAAGCAAGCGCCGUGGAAAGGCUUCGUCGCCGGGAGCACCGGCGCGAUGCUCAGCGGCGCGGUGACGCAUCCGAUCGACCUCGUGAAGGUGCGGAUGCAACUCUACGGGCAGUGCGUCGGCGACGGCGUCGCUGGAACAAGAGCCUCCGUCGCGUCCUCCGUGUCAUCCUCCUCCGCGAUAAGCCCGCCCCCGGGGAUGAUGCGCACCGGGUUCCUCGUCGUGAAGCACGAGGGCGCGAAGGGGCUAUACAAAGGCCUCUCCGCGUCGCUCAUGCGCCAGGCGUCGUUCAUCGGCACCAAGUUUGGCGCGUACGACCUCCUCAAGUCCGCGAUGCCGGGCGAUCGGGACGCGAACGGCGCGCUGCCGUUCUGGAAGAUGACCCUGUGCGGCCUCGGCGCGGGCGCGAUCGGCGCCGCGGUGGGCAACCCCGCGGACCUCGCGAUGGUGCGCAUGCAAGCGGACGGGCGGUUGCCGAUGGAGGCGCGGCGGCACUACCGCCACGGCGGCGACGCGCUCGUCCGAGUAGUACGAGAAGAGGGCGUCCUCGCGCUCUGGCGAGGAUGCGCGCCCACGGUGAACCGAGCGAUGAUCGUCACCGCGUCGCAGAUGGCGGUGUACGACAAGAGCAAAGCGACGAUAUUGGAGGUUUCGCACGUGAAGGACGGCCUCGCGGUGCAGACGGGGGCGUCGUUCAUGGCUGGGAUCGUCGCGGCGUUGACGAGUAAUCCGAUCGACCUCGCGAAGUCGCGGCUCAUGUCGAUGAAGCCGGACCCGAAGACGGGGAAGAUGCCGUACUCGGGGACGUUGGACUGCAUCGUGAAGACGGUGAAAGGGGAGGGGAUCGGGGCGGUGUAUAAGGGGUUGAUACCCACGACCGCGAGGCAGGUGCCGCUGAACGUGGUGCGGUUCGUGUCCGUGGAGUGGUGCAAGAAAGUCUUGCACGCGUUCGAGUGA
Messenger RNA from Micromonas pusilla CCMP1545, 978 nucleotides. Its product is annotated as mitochondrial carrier family. The record is from RefSeq and is a predicted model, not a curated record. Gene Ontology annotation, molecular function: succinate transmembrane transporter activity; sulfate transmembrane transporter activity; antiporter activity. Lineage: Eukaryota; Viridiplantae; Chlorophyta; Mamiellophyceae; Mamiellales; Mamiellaceae. The transcript has a single exon. The coding region runs from base 1 to 978 and encodes 325 amino acids. Gene Ontology annotation, biological process: oxaloacetate transport; succinate transmembrane transport; malate transmembrane transport.